Babesia bigemina is the source of this 5262-nucleotide messenger RNA. RefSeq lists its product as hypothetical. The transcript has a single exon. Lineage: Eukaryota; Apicomplexa; Aconoidasida; Piroplasmida; Babesiidae. Bases 1 to 5262 code for a protein of 1753 amino acids. The record is from RefSeq and is a predicted model, not a curated record.
AUGAAACAUGCUAAAGAUUCUGACAAUGUCGAUCAGCCUAAAAAUGUUUUUACUAAGCAGCAAAUAACUGAUAUGAAAAAUAAAUGCAUUGCUUCCCACUCCCGUCGUUAUGAUGAUGCUACUAAGAAAGCCUUGGAUGGCAUUAAAGAGCGUCAGAAACAACUUGAUGAACUUAAAAAGAAACUCGAAGCUUUUAUCGGCAAAGAUAACAGUGCUGAAGAAUGUAAAAACCUUUUAGAGAAUCUUUGUGACGGCCUCGAGACUUUCCUCGGCUUCAAUCCAUCUUCCAAAGGCUACACUGGCAAUGGCAUUGUCUACUCUGACUUGGAUAGGCUGUGUGACGCGGUGAUGGGAUUUUUGAGUGGUGUGCUUGAAGCAGUGAAAGAUGAAAAUGAAGUGACAACUUAUGAUCAAUACAUUAGUGGAGAGGAUAAAAAGCUUAAAAGUGUACUUGACACCUUAAAUAAUAAUAUUGGCUCCGGGCGUCAUGGGCUUGUGGCGUCUGUCGCGGAGGUGAAGGGGUGGUUGGAGGGGUAUGAAACACAAAUUAAGGCAUACAAUGCUGGUGUAACAAGCACGUUAGAUAGGUUGAAAUAUAAUAUUAAUGACGACCUUAGCUCUAUUAAUGAACGUAAAUCGCUCGCUGAUCAGCAUGACAGUUGGAAGAGCAGUGUUACAAAAUAUGCAAGUAAUAUCAAACAGGCGAAAAUAGCCUCCACAAAUCUCGACAACAAAUUGAAAAACGACUUAGAGGUACCGCUCCGAAAUAUUAGUAGCGUUUUGGUGUUUAUGAAGAAAUCAGCAGAAAGCACGGAUUUGAGGUCUCAGGCUGCAACAUUGGACGAUGAUGUCGUAAAAAUUGAAAACGAAAUAAUUACCCAGAUAGAAAUUAGAUCACAGGGAAUUCGGGAUAAGCUACAUGAUGAGUUCUGUGAAAUGGAAGCAAAAAUUAGGACUUUGAACGAUACAAGGAAGGAGCGGAUUAAGGUUAUGAAGCAGGCCAUACGAGAAUUUCGGAGGUUAAUUGACGUGCAUUUUGGGGAUUACCGCGACAGUUAUAAGAAAAAGAUCAUGAAAACAUUUAUUGAUAUUAAGACAUUGUUAAGCAAUGUAAAUAAGACCGAGGCAUUAACGGGUGCGAAAGAUGGAAACUCUUGGCUUAAGCAAAAAGUUGUGAAGAUAAGGGAGGAAUUGGAGGCAACUGGCGCCGAACUGGCGCGUUAUCUGAAGAAUGCCACUAAUUUGAUUCAGGCGGCAGAGAGACUGCGUUUGGAAGCUGAGACGAAGGCGACGGAUGCGUAUGAUAAAUUAAAACUACACUCAACACUGGACAAGAAAAUCGGAGAAAUUGUACUAGCGAAAGGUAAUAUUACAGCAGCUCCAGGAGCAGCGAAAACUAAACUCAAAUCGUUGGUGGAGCAUAUUACGAAGGCGGUUGGAAAGUUGGAUGAGAAGAUUAAAGAUGACCUUGCCGAUUUAAAACUUGAAGUCCGCUCAGGUAUUGCAUCAUAUGUAACAGGGCUGGUUGAUAAAAUUGUUGAAGCCGCCGGAAAGGCCAGUCUCGGAAGUAUUUCUGCUAGCAACUCCGGUGUCGAAUUUUUGAAGAGUGCUGAAGGCAUAAAGGAUAAAGGAAGCUUGGGGAAAGCACUUAAUUAUAUCGUUAAUAACGGCAACACAAAUAGGGAGCAGACAUAUUUGGAGGCAGGUCUAUAUUAUCUGAAAAGAACCAAGGACGAAUGGAACAAAAUCGUAAACAGGAAAAUAAAUAUCACCUCCGACUUGUCAAAGGAUUUGAAAGAUGCAGCUAGUCAGGCAUUCCUUGAGGCUGAUACGGAUGCUACCAACGUUAAGAAGCUAAUGCACGCCUAUAAUAUUCACGUAACAGAUCAUCAAAAUAAUACGCUGGCAACUGCGAUCGCUGACUUAGAAAAAUAUGCGCUAACUGAAAUGACGUCCAUCGUAACCAGCAAAACCACCGAAAUUGGUAAAGCCAUUGGCGAGGUUAGAACUGAGGUGAAUGCUAUCAAGGAUAUUCUGCGAAGUGACAAAAAUCAUGACGUCAUUCAUACAUUGAAACAAUUGCACGACACAAUUGGUCAGCACGAUACGAAAGCAGGUGACGACAGCCUCGGAAAACUUAUGAUAAAAAUGGAUAAAUUGCAGCAAGCUGAUUUGUCUGAAAGCUUGGCCGGCAGAAUCCAAAAGGCCAUUUUGGGGGUGAUUGAUAAUGUAAAUAUGUUGGAACUAGUGCCCGAAGAUAUUGAGGAAAAGAGGAAGGAAGUAGGAAACUUAGUGGACGAUUUGAAAGCUGGAUUAAGUCACAACAUCAGUAAUGUUAUCAAAGUAAUAAUUGACACAGACACAGCCCUGGAUGCUGCCACUGAAGAACUACAUAAACGUGUACUUUCAGCGCGUCAAACACUGCAGGGUUAUAUUACACGUGUACAAGUCGACAUCUCUGAUGAAUUGAAGCAUAUCUUCAAAAGUUUGACUGCCGAGGUGAGAAGAUUAUAUGCCAAAAGACAUGAAGCCUAUCUGAAAGAAUUGCAGAAAAUAGUGCAGGCCGCACUAGCCGACGCCGCAGUGAUAAUUGACGCGAAUCUAAAGUCAGGUGUUAAAGGUCUCAUGAGAUGGAUGAAAGGCGAGAUAGACUAUUACGGUAUUGAACGUUCUCCAAAUAAGCUUGAAUACUUAGACAGAUCGAUAAGGUCAUCCAGCAAUGGUAGAGAAAAACUAAAAAAUCUAUCGGAUGCAUUUAAAACAUACUUGAAUACUUUCUACGAAUACAUUAAAUUCGAAGUCACAGACGCAACCAAAACAGUAACCAACCCCCCUCCCACCGUGCCACCCACCGACCCAGCCAACAAGCUAACCAAAAUCAAAACUAACUUCGACAAAUUACUUACUCAUUCAAGUAACUCAAAUGACUCUAAAAAGUAUAAUUAUGACAAUGAUUUCGUUAAAUUACGUGAGUCCCUCUCCACCUCCCUCCACCAUUUAUCCCCCUCCGCCUUCGCCAACCCCCGGCACCCGGAGCUGCUCGAUGCGGUUAGAGCGGGGCUGCAGGGGUUUGUCAAGGAGAUGGAGCGGGUGUAUGUGAACGGGUAUGAUGGAGGGGAGGAUAUCAUAAUAGUAGAUGCAAGAAAUCAAAAAGUAACCGAUGACGGCAAAAAAUGCGCAAAAGUAUGUCUGACAUUGUUCUCCACACUUCAUCACGUAUUAAGUGUAUUAAGGAAAUAUUGUUAUCGCACAUGUAAAUAUAUGCAAAUUAACAAAUCAACUGAACUUGGCAGCUUUUUCAGCAAGCAAGGAUACUGUAUAUCCGACCGAGGUGAACAAAACGGUGAAUUGCAGGACAAAAUUAGUAUGCAAGGAACAAAAGUACAUAGUUUACUUGCCGGGCAAUUAAAUACUGUUUACAACUCCAACAAGGGAUUCAAAAAUGCUCUUGAAAAGCUUAACGACUACCUUACCGAUUAUUACCAAGUCAGGCACAUCUCCACUUUCACUGCCAAGAGACGACCAUGCAACGUAUUCGAAAUGCUCUGUUGGCUCUCUGGGUUACCGUGCAAUGCAGUGUAUGAAGAUAUGCUGAGUGGAGCUGUGAGUGACCUAUUCGAAGAUCCAAGUAAGCAGGUCGCGGUUGAAGAUGAAGGCCAUGAAAUCACAGUUUCAGACAUGAGACAAGACUCCAUACCGGCGCACCCGUACAACAUGUCAUAUGAUGACACGCAAAAAGCAAUAACACGUCUUUGCUCGAAAUCAUACGAUGUUCUGGCAAGAAUCCUCGGCACCGGAGACGCGUACUCCAUGUACGCCGUCGACUACUGCAGCAAUGCACUAAAUCUUCAUUACCCGCCUAAAGGUGAAGAUUGCCUUCAUCUGCUGCUUGACGUCCUUCACAGAUUAUUACCGUCGCUUAGAUUCUUGUAUAGGCAAUGCGGCGUACGUGCUGCGUACUACGGAUGGGCUGAUUGCCAUUACGGUAAACAGGUCGGAUGUGCCAACUGGCCAUGCAAGGAUCAUCCAACUAACAAAGCAGCGUGCGAACCAAACGGUCAAGCAACGUGCCAGGCAAAUAGUCAACCAAAUUGCCGGCCAACUUCUCCUUUAAUGUCUUACCUCAAUGACUGUUUACCCGGUCACUUGCCUCAUCAGCUGCGUACCAUAGGCUGCAAAACGGAAUGCGCAACCUGUCCGAAGUCCAAGCCUGGCAUGUCAUGUUUGGUACCGCUUGGGUUUAGGCGUUUCUCCGGCCAGUCACGUACAGGCAAGGAACUGUGUGAUACACUGGAGAAUUUCUUCUCCAAUUCAUAUAUCACAACACUAUUUUGCCUUAUGCCAAAACCGCCAUCUACACUUGCUGAACACAUGAGCUUCGCAAUGAACUAUUUUGGAAAGUGGCAGACGGACACAUCAAGAAAUAUAAACGGUCUUCAAGUAGCAUUCGAGAAAUCAAUGAAGAAGCUAUCAAUACAUCAAGUCGAGGAUGCGAGCAACUUGAGAAGUGCGCUCAGAGAUAUCUAUGGAACAAAGCACAACAAUGAGCCCAGCAAGCUGUCAUCUCAUCAGGACUCGAAACAUGCCGAUUUGUGGAGUGUCUGCCUACCUAACGAAACAAAGCCAUGCUCCGAUUUGAAGCACCAAUGCGCUCCUUAUAUCUCCUCAACUUCUUCCGAUGCGUACAAUUACCUUGCUGAGAAGCAUUCAGAUCUAUACCUCUCAUGGGCUAUAUAUCUACCGUGGACAUUCUACAGCUGCCUGAAAUCCUUGCUGGAUGCUUUCCAACAAAUAGAUUGCGGAAGCUCUGGUUGCACUAAAUGUUCAUGCAAGCCGGGAACACAUGGCGUAGAAUUAAACUGCACGUGCAACGCAUUGAUAAGCUGCCGUGGCGUGACGCCUACAUUCUACCAAUAUGGUUUCACAUUUGGAUACACUAAAAGCAUAUACGGUACAGACAGAAAAUACUGCCGCAAUUUCAACACGCAAUUAAGCAACGUGCUUAAAUCCGACUACUUCACCAAAUUAUUUGAGGAAUGUGACAACUUCUUAUGGAUCAUCAGAGCACCAUUCUCCUACCUUGUGCUCACCCUCUGGCUCCUCUCUUUCCUCUACCUCAUCCACAUCAUGGUCAUCCGCCUUGACCUGCUCCACAUCAAAUCGCAUCUGCAUAGUCCCUCAUCACAUCGCAUAGCUGCUCAAUCUUUACUUGCUGCUGGACGCGUUAACAAGCUUAACAGGGUGUUUUACCUGCAACCAUAA